This is a messenger RNA of Chilo suppressalis (striped riceborer), 2280 nucleotides long. The record is from the annotation of a GenBank genome assembly. NCBI's taxonomy places the organism in Eukaryota, Metazoa, Arthropoda, Insecta, Lepidoptera, Crambidae.
CGACGGGACUCACUCCCGCACUGCGUCUGAGCGAGCCCGACGUACCUACGUGUAUUGUAUGGAAAUAAAUAAUUGGCCUCCGUAUUCUUCUUUUGACGAGCUCUCCGGCGGGUUCAUUAUGUCCGUUUGAGCGCGAGUAGUGGCAUUCGGACGCCAGUGGCGACGUCCUCGGUCGCCUGUGUCGCGCUCUCAUCACCACGAAGACAUGAAUACCUCCGACCGAGAUGUGUUCCAAAAGAACUGCACGCCGCCGGCCAUCGACGACUUCCCCACGGGGCUGUUCACGGAUCUGCAGCGGCAGCACGGCGCCAUCGUGCUGCACGCCUUCAUCUCCUUAUACCUAUUCAUCGCGCUCGCCGUGGUCUGCGAAAAGUUCUUCGUGCCAGCCGUUGAUAGAAUCUGUCAUGCGUUGAACAUGACAAACGAUGUGGCUGGCGCUACGUUCAUGGCGGCUGCCACUUCGGCUCCAGAGCUGUUCGUUAACGUCAUCGGCACGUUCAUCACCGAGGGGGACAUCGGGGUCGGCACGAUCGUUGGCUCCGCUGUCUUCAACAUCCUCGCCGUUGCUGCAUGCUGCGGUAUAGGAGCGGGAAUGGUUGUCCCGUUAGAUUGGUGGCCAUUGACACGGGAUUGCCUUGCUUAUGGAAUUACCGUAUCGAUACUUAUAUGUAUCAUGCACGAUGAGUACGUGUUAUGGUACGAAGCGUUUCUGCUGGUUUUACUCUACGGGGUGUACAUUUGUAUCAUGUACUACGACAAAUCGAUCCAAAAUUUCGCCAGAGGUAGCUGGAAAUAUUUUUCAACUGUUUUCAAGAAAAAUGAGAGCGAAGAAAAACAAGACAAUGUUCUCGGUACUGAUAAUGAAGUGAAAGAUGUUAAAUGUCCUUCAUCUACAAAUAAAAAUGAUUUGCCUAUGGAGCAUCGUCAACAUAACGGAAAUAUAAAAGGUGCACUAUCUCUUUACCCAGAUGUAAAUGAGAAAUAUGGUGAGAAUGCAUCACAAGCAGUGAAGGCUCUGGAAGAUGACAAAAAUAAGAACGUCAAUUUAGAGAUUGAAUCCAAAAACAAUGAGAUGGAGGUUACAAAUACAGAAGAAAAUAUCGUCUCUAUUCCAGAGGAUGAAAAGGAAGAAGUCGAUGUGUAUGAACAUUCACUUUGGAAAUGGCCUAGUGGCAGAAGUUGUUUUACAAAGACUACAUGGAUUGUGACUUGGCCAAUUCACUUAGUUUUCUUGUUCACGAUACCAGACUGUGAAAAACCGCGCUUUAAGAAUUGGUUUCCACUGACGUUUAUCAUGUGCAUUGUUUGGAUAGGUUCGCUAUCAUAUGUAGUGGCGUGGAUGAUUACUAUUAUAGGUGACACAUUGAUGAUACCCGAUUCAGUUAUGGGUAUUACAUUCUUAGCUGCUGGUACAUCUGUACCGGAGGCAGUUUCCAGUGUCAUCGUAGCUAAACAGGGACAUGGAUCUAUGGGUAUUAGUAAUUCAAUUGGAUCAAAUACUUUUGACAUUCUACUAUGUCUCGGAUUACCGUGGCUUAUUAAGGCCUCACUCACUCCAGCGGAGCCAGGACAUUAUUGGGUGAAGAUAAAUUCUAUGGGUUUGGAGUACUCGGCGAUAUCGCUCCUGUCGACAUUGCUGCUAUUGUAUCUGACAUUCUGGUUCAAUAAGUUUAAGCUGGACGCGGCGGUGGGGCGUGCGUGCCUCGCUAUGUACGCCAUGUUCUUGGUGCUGGCCACUCUUAUCGAGCUCAACGUUUUCUUCCCAGUCAACAUGCGCACGUGCAAGAGAACCGAACUAAAAUCUUAGGCUAGUGACCGGACUUAACAGUAUGAAGAGAACUGUGAAAACUGGCGAACUAUUUGUGCCUCUAGUUAACUGUUUUGAAUCAUGUGUGCUAGCAGAUGGGUGCAGCUGAGUUGUACUUGCAACGGGAACACGAUAGAUUUUAUAUGUGUAAAACUCUUGGCAAUGUUAAUAUUUUUUUGUUUAAAACCUCUUAACAUAAUUGGAUCAUUUGUUGAUAUCAAUACAUUCUAAAGUUAAUUUGAAAGUCUGAAAAAUAAAUAAGUUACAAAGUAAAUUGAAUACUCGCAGUAUUGGAAUCUGUCGGGUAAAUAACCUGUACGUGUGUUUUUAAAUUAUGCUUGUGUUUAAAUUAACAACAAAGACCAAAUUAUAGAUCUGACUUCAAGUCUCGGGUGAAGUGUUGUUGUACAUAAUAUACGACGUUAAUGUAACAGAGUUUUAAGAGUAAUUAAAUAUAUAGAUUUUUAUUUCCA